GGGGGCCGCCGCAGGGGAUGGCUGCUCAGAGGCUCGGCAAGCGGGUCCUGAGCAAGCUGAAGUCACCCUCCCGGGCCAGGGGCAGUCCUGGUGGUAGCCCUGGAGGCCUGCAGAAGCGACAUGCGCGAGUCACUGUCAAGUACGACCGGCGGGAGCUGCAGCGUCGUCUGGACGUGGAGAAAUGGAUCGACGGGUGUCUGGAGAAGCUGUACCAGGGCCGGGAGGAAGAGAUGCCUGAUGAAGUCAACAUUGAUGAGUUAUUGGAACUCGAGAGUGAAGAGGAGAGAGGCAGGAAAAUUCAGGGAAUCUUGAAGUCUUGCAGAAACCCCACAGAGGAUUUUGCCAAGGAGCUGGUCCUGAAACUUCGGGGGCUUCACAAACAGCCAGGCCUUCCCCGGGGCAGUCCUUCAGAUGACUCCGAUGGGGGUGGCAUAAGCCCAGUCCAGGAUCAAGCCAGGAGAGCCCCUCGCUGACCAACCCCUCUCCCUUUGAGGCCCUGGAGAGAUGCCAUAUUCCUGUCUCUACGUUCCCCACAUCCUUCUGCCUGGGACUAUGUUUAUAAAUUGUAUUUUAUGUUGUUUUAAAAAGAAAAGUGUGUUUGUGGUUCA
Vombatus ursinus (common wombat) is the source of this 608-nucleotide messenger RNA. It is a transcript of the gene PPP1R14A, whose product is annotated as protein phosphatase 1 regulatory inhibitor subunit 14A. Gene Ontology annotation, molecular function: protein serine/threonine phosphatase inhibitor activity. Lineage: Eukaryota; Metazoa; Chordata; Mammalia; Diprotodontia; Vombatidae. The record is from RefSeq and is a predicted model, not a curated record. Gene Ontology annotation, biological process: regulation of phosphorylation. The coding region runs from base 18 to 473 and encodes 151 amino acids. Gene Ontology annotation, cellular component: cytoplasm. The transcript is spliced from 4 exons.